AUGCAAACAACCUUGCGCACGACCACACGACCGAGCGUACCGCAUAGGCACGGUGCAACACCCGGACCUGGGGACAGAGCUCGGCUUCCAUCACACAGCACAGCACAUCCCUACAACUCAACUCUCAUCGACUCCCGUCUCCUCCUACGCUCUACAGCACUACUCGGCUCCAGUCCCUUGGGCGGGUGCCAUCGCAGACCCGCUGUCGCCGCCGCCGCUCGUGUGAUCACGCCCGCCCGACACCUCGUUCCGCGCAGCUCGGUCAUGGCCUCGCGAGAACGUGUGCUUGGCCGCUGCUGCUGA
Purpureocillium lilacinum is the source of this 303-nucleotide messenger RNA. The record is from RefSeq and is a predicted model, not a curated record. NCBI's taxonomy places the organism in Eukaryota, Fungi, Ascomycota, Sordariomycetes, Hypocreales, Ophiocordycipitaceae.